Haliotis rufescens (red abalone) is the source of this 1847-nucleotide messenger RNA. RefSeq names its product receptor-interacting serine/threonine-protein kinase 4-like. The coding region runs from base 245 to 1492 and encodes 415 amino acids. The record is from RefSeq and is a predicted model, not a curated record. The transcript is spliced from 2 exons. Gene Ontology annotation, molecular function: protein binding. Lineage: Eukaryota; Metazoa; Mollusca; Gastropoda; Lepetellida; Haliotidae.
UAAGGGGGAAGAGACUAUAACAGCAACGAUGCGUGAAACAGACUAUAGCAGGCUCAAUCGACGAUUACCCGGGCUUCGUGAUGGCUAUAUACUUGAAGAUCCAUCUGGUGCAGUCAUACUAUGGUGAGAUCACAACGUCAAGAAGACAUUAAUCUUUCUUAAAUCGCAUAUGGCUUCACAGAACACCUGUGAUACAAACGCAUUGUAACCAAAUUGCCUGAAGUCAUAACGUGACUAAUUUAUCAUGAGUACAACAGAGCAGUACAACAUUUCAGAAGAAAGGUCUCGAGGUGAAAGGUUUCUUUUAAGAGCCAAAUCCUCACUACCCAUACUCAAACGAUCCUGGAAGUCCUUGAACAAACACAUUACCAACGGAGAUAGAGCCUCCGUGGAGAAAUGGUUCUUCAAAAGACCUUAUGCAACCUCAAAGAUAAAUAAUAUUCCCCGAACUGUGGUCAGCCCAAUCUGUGUAGCAGCGGAGAGUGGUGACAAGGGCAUAUUUGACCUACUCCUUGAGAAAGGAUUCUCCCCCUUCGAAGAAGACCGAAGGAAGGACAAGAUUGAUACGACGCCUCAUCGUCAACCAUUUCAUCUGGCUGCUUAUAGAGGUCACCUUGACCUUGUCAGGGAGCUGCUGGAAGUUCACAAGGUGGAGGUCAACUCCUAUGGAAGCGGAAAUACUGGUCUUCAUUGGGCAAUUCUUGGUAGACAUGAAGAUGUAGUGAAGUAUCUGCUCUCCAAGCGGGCUGAUCCCAACAUUGCGGACCAGAUGGAGAAGGACAUAUUGUCAGUCAUGAAAGGAUCCCCGAAUUACCAUUACUGGUACGAGGAGUGCUACCCACUGGGCAAGGCCUUCAACAGGGGACUUAAGGACAUGGCUCGGACAUUGAUCGACGCAGGAGCUGAUAUCAAUAAAGUUCGGAUAUCUGGAGAAACGAUGAUAUCUAAUUUUGUGUCAGAUGUCGGUGUCCGUGAUAUCGUCCAGAUGGUGUUUGAGAAGGGUGCAUACGCUCCGGUGAGGGACCUGUAUGAAUAUGUGUGUCGAGCAACAUUUGAAAAACAGGAAGAUCUGAUUUUACCAGUAUGGCAGUUUCUACUGGAUAUGAACAUAUCGGUCCGCCAUUUGACCAAUGUCCCCCCGGAUUACACGGCUCCUUAUAAAUAUGAUCCCACAAAACCGAACAUUCUGGAGCUGAUGUCGAGCGAUGCCCUGUUUACUGAGAACGUUACACUAGCUGAAAUAGUGGUCAGGUCCAGUUCUGAUAGUGACAAGGAUUGGUCAUUUAAGGGGUUCAAAUGGUUGUAUAAGAUAUGUGAAGACUUUUCCAAGAAACCUUAUAGUGGGAUUUCUUCCUUGAAAUAUCUGUGCUGUCUACGUGUACGUACUUAUAUGGGCAUUGUGUCAGUCGGGAGAGUGGAUGUUCUUCCCGUAGAUGUGACUUUGAAACGUUUGAUUCGCAUGAGUCCGUCAGCGGUAUCAGUUAGAGCAUAAACGUUAUGCGUGUUCAGAUUGAUUUGCGGAUGUUACUGAGUAUAUGAGCAUAAAAAUUUCGUUUGGAAUCAAGGGCUUUUUGAAAUUUGGAAUUGAGAAAUAAAGGAUACCUGAUCAAGAAAUCCUUAUCAAGAAAAGUAUUCAAUAUGUUGUGAAAAAGGAUUAUAUCAACUUUUCCAAAAUGAUGACCCCAAAAAAUAAAGUCGUUCCUUAGAAAUCUCACCUUCUGGACGGGGCGGUCGGGUAGCCUAGUGGUUAAAGCGUUCGCUCGUCACGCCGAAGACCCGGGUUCGAUUCCCGACAUGGGUACAAUGUGUGAAGCCCAUUUCUGGUGUCCCCCGCCGUGAUAUUGCUG